Messenger RNA from Leguminivora glycinivorella, 935 nucleotides. RefSeq names its product integrator complex subunit 12-like (gene IntS12). Lineage: Eukaryota; Metazoa; Arthropoda; Insecta; Lepidoptera; Tortricidae. The coding region runs from base 92 to 802 and encodes 236 amino acids. The transcript has 2 exons. The record is from RefSeq and is a predicted model, not a curated record.
UUAAAAGCGGCGAGAAUUAGACUAGACUGCAGAAGCAGAAAAGGAAUAAUUAUCAUUUAUCCUCAUACAUACAAAUAAUUUAAGUAACGAAAUGUCUUCAAUUGAUUUUGAUCCAUCUAUAAAACUGUGCUUAAAGCACUUACACUCCAGCGCCUCAGAUUCAACAGAGCAACUCCGGCUAACUCUGGACGAUAUCAUUCGUCAGACUUAUGGCAGUGCGAAAACCUUGGCGAAUACAUUGCCUAAGAAGUAUUUGAAUGAGGAGAAGUUGGAAUCGCCUCGGAUGGCGAAGCAUAAGAGUGAGAAGGCGUCUAGUUCGAAGACUGUGCCGAUACCGCAGCAGAGUCCUCAGCAGCUGCAGAUUCCGGAGCGGGAGAAUGAUGACGGGUCGGUGAUGGACGGGGAGCUGGCGUUCGACCUGCUGGAGGAGGACCUCACGUGCGCGGUGUGCCGCCAGAUCGCCGUGCAGGCGGGGAACAGGCUCGUGGAGUGUGAGGCUUGCCAUGCGCUGUAUCAUCAGGAUUGCCACAAACCUGUAAUCAGCGACAAUGAUGUCAGUGCAAGUUGGCAGUGUGCAUCCUGCCUCGCAUCCCAAGGUUUCGUCACAAGUUACACCAAGAUAUCAUCAGCCUCUAAGUCGCCCACGCAUGUCUCUGGAUCCACUACUCCAGUUAAGAUCUCUUCAGGAAGUUCCUCAUCUAAGGUUGUCACUCCUAAUAUAAAUAUUAUCUCGGCUGACAAACGACUGCAGAUUAUGAAGAAGAAAGCGGCAAAGCAACAUGAAAAGAAGAAACACAAGUGAAGCAGUUUGUAUUUGUAUUCCCUGAAUGCGUGUAAAGUAGUGGUAAGAUCUUUGUGCGCAAUUAAUAUUAUGUACAUAGAAUUAAGCAAAUUAAGGACUCAUUAAGUAUUAAUAUACAUUUGAAAAAUACAGU